ACGUUACUAAAGGUUCAUCAACAUCGUCAAAAAUGGGUAGAUUGCACUCCAAGGGUAAAGGUAUCUCUUCUUCUUCUCUUCCAUACUCCAGAAACGCUCCAGCUUGGUUCAAGCUCUCUUCUGAGUCCGUUGUUGAGCAAAUCAUCAAGUACGCCAGAAAGGGUUUGACUCCAUCCCAGAUCGGUGUCUUGUUGAGAGACUCUCACGGUGUUACCCAAACCAAGGUUGUCACUGGUAACAAGAUCUUGCGUAUCUUGAAGUCCAACGGUUUGGCCCCAGAGAUCCCAGAGGAUUUGUACUUCUUGAUCAAGAAGGCUGUCUCUGUCAGAAAGCACUUGGAGAGAAACAGAAAGGACAAGGACUCCAAGUUCAGAUUGAUUUUGAUCGAAUCUAGAAUCCACAGAUUGGCUAGAUACUACAGAACUGUCGGUGUUUUGCCACCAAACUGGAAGUACGAGUCUGCCACUGCUUCUGCUUUGGUUAACUAAGUUAUUUCCAUGUGUAAUAAAAUGGUUUAAUUUUACUAUCCCCCUUUUUUCUAAUGAUUAUCUCCUUGUUUGUAUAUUACUCUUUAAAAUGGUUAUGUUUCGGU
Molecule: messenger RNA, 592 nt
Organism: Williopsis jadinii
Lineage: Eukaryota; Fungi; Ascomycota; Saccharomycetes; Phaffomycetales; Wickerhamomycetaceae
Gene: RPS13
Product: 40S ribosomal protein uS15
Exons: 2
Coding region: 33-488 (151 amino acids)
Biological process (GO): translation
Cellular component (GO): nucleolus; ribosome; cytosolic small ribosomal subunit
Molecular function (GO): small ribosomal subunit rRNA binding; structural constituent of ribosome
Source: RefSeq, a predicted model, not a curated record